CUCACUUCCUCUUCUUUACUUCUUCCAAACCAAUCCAAGACUCUGAUUAAAGAUAUUUGAAAUCUAAGACUUUCAUUAUCAUCAUGUCAAUUCAAACCAUUCAAACUAAAUCAUUUAAUGAUCAAAAACCAGGUACUUCUGGUUUAAGAAAAAGAGUCAAAGUUUUCGAACAAGAGAAUUAUACCGAAAACUUUAUCCAAGCAACAUUUGAUGCGAUGCCAUCACCCGGAGUGAAAUCAUCUACCAUAGUAGUAGGAGGAGAUGGAAGAUAUUAUUCACCAGAAUGUAUUCAAAAGAUUAUCAAAUUAUCAGCAGGAAACCAAGUUUCGAAAUUGAUCAUUGGUCAAUCUGGAAUCCUUUCCACACCGGCUGCAAGUCAUUUGAUUCGCAUUCGAAACGCUCAUGGAGGCAUCCUUUUGACUGCUAGUCAUAAUCCGGGUGGACCGAAUGCUGAUUUUGGAAUUAAGUUUAAUGUCGCGAAUGGUGGUCCUGCUCCUGAGAGUGUGACUGAUAAGAUCUUUGAGAUCACUAAGUCCAUUAAAGAGUAUAAGAUGAUUGAAUUACCUGAUGCAGAUCUUCAAACCAUUGGAAUUCAAAAGAUUGGAUCCAUGACUGUAGAGAUUGUAGAUUCAGUGACCGAUUACCUUGACUUACUUAAAUCGAUUUUUGAUUUCGGUUUGAUCAAAUCAUAUCUUCAUUCCGAUCCAGCACCUCUCAAAGUCUUAUUCGAUGCGAUGCAUGGUGUCACCGGUCCUUAUGGUAAAGCCAUCUUUGUAGACACACUUGGUCUUUCAUCUCAAUCGAUUCAAAAUUGUGAACCGAGUCCUGAUUUCGGUGGAGGUCAUCCUGAUCCGAAUCUAACGUAUGCUCAUGAUUUAGUCGCAAGAGUUGAUAAAGAAAAUAUCGGGUUUGGUGCGGCUUCUGAUGGGGAUGGCGAUCGGAAUAUGAUUUAUGGUAAAGAUGCAUUUGUGACGCCUAGUGAUAGUGUGGCUAUUAUUGCAGAUUGGGCUCAAGAGGCUAUUCCUUAUUUUAAGGAUGGAAUUAAAGGGUUGGCUAGAAGUAUGCCUACUAGUGGAGCAAUUGAUUUGGUCGCUAAAGCUAAGGGAUUAGAAGUCUUUGAGGUUCCCACUGGUUGGAAAUUCUUUGGAAAUUUGAUGGAUGCCAAGAGAUUGUCUAUUUGUGGUGAAGAAUCUUUUGGGACUGGAUCGGAUCAUAUUAGAGAAAAAGAUGGGAUCUGGGCAGUAGUAGCUUGGCUCUCAAUUUUAGCUGCGGCUGAUAAGAAAGGUAUCAAGAAUGGUAUCAAUGGAGUUCUCUUAGAUCAUUAUCAAAAGUAUGGACGUAGUUUUUUCUCACGAUAUGAUUAUGAAGAAGUCGAAACAGAAGGAGCUCAAAAGAUGAUGAACCAUCUUGAAAAGGCAUUUUCAGAAGCUAGUUUUAUGGGAUCUGAACUUAAAUCUACGACUAGUUCGACUUCAUUUAAAGUUAAAGAAGCCUCCAACUUUAGUUAUCAAGAUCCGAUUGACGGUAGUGUUUCUAAGAAUCAAGGUUUGUUUAUUAAAUUUCAAGAUGGAUCUCGAAUUGUUUAUCGACUUAGUGGAACAGGUAGUUCAGGUGCUACGAUUCGAAUUUAUGUAGAGAAGUAUAGUCAACAUCAAGAUGAGUAUCAAGAAGAUACUCAGAAAGGUUUGAAACCUUUGAUUGAGGUCGCUUUGGAGUUGUCUAAGUUGAAGGAAUUUACUGGACGUGAGAAACCUACGGUGAUUACUUGAAAAUCGAUCAUGAAGGGUUUAUUAAAGAUUUGAAAGGUUUUUGAAAGGUUUUAAAGAUCUAGUUUGAUUUAAAGAGUCGUAUGUUUUUUUGUUUUCUUUUGAUCUUUAUAAGUAAUUGAAAAUUAUCAGAUUUUAAAAAAAGAUGAAUGAAAAUCUUUAUGAAUGAGAUUUGUUUUGUAAUUGAUAUAAACGUUUUUUUGUACUAGAUUUUUUUUGUUUAGCUUGAUGAAUGAACUUUGGUAUUUUUUUCUUUUUUUUUAUUCAAGAAUAUUA
Melampsora larici-populina 98AG31 is the source of this 2042-nucleotide messenger RNA. RefSeq lists its product as uncharacterized. Gene Ontology annotation, biological process: carbohydrate metabolic process. Bases 84 to 1769 code for a protein of 561 amino acids. The transcript is spliced from 5 exons. Gene Ontology annotation, molecular function: phosphoglucomutase activity; magnesium ion binding. Gene Ontology annotation, cellular component: cytosol. NCBI's taxonomy places the organism in Eukaryota, Fungi, Basidiomycota, Pucciniomycetes, Pucciniales, Melampsoraceae. The record is from RefSeq and is a predicted model, not a curated record.